GUUCACUGGACUGUUCCCGCUGCGAAACUUCGCACGCGAUGGUGUUUUCAGCAUCGCGGCGCCUACGAUUUUAACACAUAACCGAAUCUAUUUUUUUAGAGAGUGGAAAGUAUGUGAUAAGUUAUUUUUAUACUCAAGUACGGUGCAGCUAUUGAACAAAUACUCAAAUUGUCUUCCGUGAAUUUCCCCGGUGAAUCUGUUAACGCAUUCUACACGUGUCUCGAUUUCAAGACUACUCAGCACGCAACACUAAAAAGAAAUGGGUCGAGGUAGUAAACAGUCGUCUCGCUCGAAGUCUAAGCGCACUCAGAAGAUGCGCGAACAGAACAAGAAGGGUGCCGAGAAGGAAGGUACGGACAUGGAUGCAUUCUCGGAAGCUCCUCCCUCUGACCCUGCAGCCAGCCCCGCGCCAGCAGUGGUUGUGGAGAACGCCGCCACGCCUGUGGAAGAGCCGGCAAUCCAGCCACCGCCUCCUGCAAAUGUUCCCGCCAGAGAGAGCACACCUCCAGCAGUCCAGACUGCAGAGAAGCAGCCACCCCCGUCUACCUCACCUGCCCCUUCGUCGACACCGGCGAGGCCCGUGUCACCGCGACCUGCUACGCCGGUUCCCGAAAUACAACACCCUGUAAAGGAGAACGAGAAGGAAAAAGACCAAGAAAAGGAGAAAGAGAAAGGAGAAGAGAAGGCGGAGGGUGAAAAGGAGAAGGAGCAGAAACUAGUCGCUGCACGGAACGAAGCGAAUGCGAAGGUGUCUGCAGCAGCACUCAAGGAGAGGAAGGAAGAUGAGAUCAUAGAGAAUAUUCCACCCAAGCCUGUUCUGCCUGUGCCUAAGCAGAUGUACAGAGAAGAUCAAUGGAGUCCAUUCAACCCUGACGGUAAAAAGAAAUAUGAGAGAGACUUCCUCAUUAAGCUCAAAGAUACAACAGAAGCAAAGAAGAAGCCGGAGAUACGUCUUGAUGUUCUGAACUUUGUACUGAAAGACAAAGUGAACAGGCCAAGAUUGCCGGAUCUAAGCAGGAGCCCUCAUGACAACUUCACACCGGCGUUCACAAAAUCUCAGAGCUACCGAGGGCAACCGGUAACAAAGCCUGGAAGCCAGCAAGGCAAGGCGAAGAGUGGGGCGAAGCCGCCUAUUAUCCAAUACUCGCUUAAAACGGAGGUGAAACUGCGGGAGGCGGAGAACGCGUGGAAGCCGGCGCGGAUGCGUGGCAGCCAAGCAGAGCAGGACAAGACUGCGGAUCUAUACAAAAAAGUUCGUGGUGUACUGAACAAACUGACGCCUCAGAAGAUCCACACAUUGGUGCCACAAGUACAGGCCCUACCAAUUGACAACAGUGAACGGCUGCACGGUGUCAUCGAUCUGGUGUUCGAGAAGGCUGUCGACGAGCCGAGCUACUCUGUGGCGUACGCGCAAAUGUGCAAGGUGCUGUCAAACAUGCAAGUCGCAGAUGGCAGCAAGGAGGGGCAGCCCGAGAACUUCCGCAAGCUGCUGCUCAGUCGCUGCCAGCACGAGUUCGAGAAGAACACUCAGGCUGACCUGAAACGUGACGAGCGCCUCAAAGAGAUCGAACAGUGUACAGACCCAGAAAAGAAAAAAGAACUGCAAUUAGAGUUUGAAGAGACGGAAAGGCGGUUACGUAUAAAAUCCGUAGACAUUAGGUUUGUAGGAGAAUUGUUUAAGCUCGGUAUGCUGACGUCGAAUAUUAUGCAUCGCUGUAUACAACACCUUCUGAAGCAGAGGGAUGAGGAGUCGCUAGAGUGCCUGUGUAAACUGCUAACUACUAUAGGAAAGGAUGUGGAGAGCAAAAAGCAUGAUCUGUCAAAUUACUUUGAAGAGAUGAAGGUGCUAUCAAAGCAGCGCGGCCAGAUCUCUUCGCGUGUGAGGUUCAUGUUCCAGGACGUUAUAGAGUUGCGUGACAACAAAUGGGUUCCUCGGCGGGACGACUCAGCACCGAAAACGAUCGACCAGAUUCAGCGCGAAGCUGAGCGGGAGUCGAUGAUGGAAAUGCAAAUGCCAUCUGGAGGUGGUGGUGGUAGUCGCGGGGGCGGUGGCGGUCGUGACGACAGAGGUGGUGACAGGAGAAAACGUGGUGGUGGCGGCCCUAGCGAGGAUGGGUGGCAGUCAGUCCAAAGGAAGAACCUUGACACCAGCAAGUUGCGGAUCAAAGUGUCUGACCUGAUGAAUGUAUCGCUGGGUGGAAGCAACCAGUUUGCUGCCUGGACACAAGGGGCAGGUGGCAACUCCGACUCGGACCGCAGCUCGGCGUUCCCCCAGACGAGCAACACGUUUGCCGCGCUGCAGGAUGUUGACGACAAGAAGAGCGGUGUCAUGUUCCGUCGGCCGUAUGGAAAACAGCCUCCUCCGAGCAACACGGAACGUGAGAAGGCCGUGAACUCUUUGUGUAAUUUUGUCUCUGCCGAGAAAGAGGAACGCCAGGCCCGAACGGCGAGCAACAGGACACCUUCUCAGUCGUCGUCACGCGAAGGUAGCUCGGCGAGGCAGACUCCCGCUCCGUCAUAUUCACAGAGCCGCGACGAUCUGGCUGCUGUGGUGCAACCUGUGGCUUCCGGUUCUUCCGCCAUCUCGGACCAAGAUACCCGCAAAAACUUGCCGCAUCUGAAUCCAGACCAAGUUGCCAAGAAGAUUCAGUUUAUCUUGGAGGAAUUUGUGACCAACAACAACUUCCAAGAGAGUGCGCUGUGUGUAUCGGAGACAUUCCCACCUUCCAACAUGGGUAACUUCGUCGUAGAAACGAUGAACAUCUUACUGGAGCGGUCGGCGACCGUCCGGAGCGGUGUUGGAAGGCUGAUGGGCCACCUCAUGAAGGAGGGCAUCCUCACUACGGAACAGUUCCUAGAAGGGUUCAAAGAGAUUGCGGAAGUUGCUGAUGACUUGGCAAUAGAUGUGCCAAAAGUGUGGCUGUACUUGGCUGAAAUCCUUGUUCCAAUGCUUUCUACUGAAGCACUAACCUUUUCGGAUUUGAAAACUGCUGCCACGGGACUGCACAAGUUGGUCGUCGAAAUCCUUCGUCUUCUCGUGAAAGAAAAGGGUCCUGGCUGGGUAAGGCAGAGGUGGGACGUGGCUGGAAUGAGUUGGAAAGAUUUUGCCCCUGCCGACAGUAUAGACCGAAUUGUGAAAGAAAAUAAGCUGAGUUCACAGUGGGCCCCGCAGGCGAAGUCGCCGUUGACGCCGGAGAUGAUCCACACGAAGCUGCUGCAGAUGUUGCGGCCAGAGCAAGGAGCGCCUGCCACCACUGACGAAGUCACGAAGUGGAUAUCUGCUAAUGUAGGAGACCGGGCUAAGACACCAGAAUUCAUCCGUGUGCUGACGACAGCUGUGUGCGAGAGUGCUUAUCAGGCCGUGGGCUCCAAAAAGUUCGAAGAGGCACUGUUCUCGAAGCACGCGACACUGCUCCAGAAGUACAUAGACACUAAUGAGGAGCUGGAGCUGCACUGCUUGUACACUGUCCAAGAGCUGAACCACCGCCUCGAGCUGCCCAGUGGUCUGCUGCGAGACUUAUUCCAGGCACUCUGGGACUAUGGCUGUGUGGCAAACGAGACGUUCCUGAGAUGGGAGCAGAGCAAAGAUCCAGCAAUCCUGGCAGGGUCGCCAUAUUAUGCGAGGUGCCGGGGCUAG
Molecule: messenger RNA, 3637 nt
Organism: Schistocerca serialis cubense
Lineage: Eukaryota; Metazoa; Arthropoda; Insecta; Orthoptera; Acrididae
Product: eukaryotic translation initiation factor 4 gamma 3-like
Cellular component (GO): eukaryotic translation initiation factor 4F complex
Molecular function (GO): mRNA binding; translation initiation factor activity; protein binding
Source: RefSeq, a predicted model, not a curated record